This is a messenger RNA of Alligator mississippiensis (American alligator), 1148 nucleotides long. Its product is annotated as voltage-dependent T-type calcium channel subunit alpha-1I. The coding region runs from base 366 to 1148 and encodes 260 amino acids. Gene Ontology annotation, cellular component: CatSper complex; membrane. The record is from RefSeq and is a predicted model, not a curated record. Lineage: Eukaryota; Metazoa; Chordata; Crocodylia; Alligatoridae. The transcript has 8 exons. Gene Ontology annotation, molecular function: voltage-gated calcium channel activity; calcium-activated cation channel activity. Gene Ontology annotation, biological process: transmembrane transport; flagellated sperm motility; calcium ion transport.
ACCCCCCCCCCCCCCAGCUGACCCCUGCCCUAGCUGAGCCCAGUUUUCCAAAGUCUUGGCCGACCCUUCACACUGACUGCCCCCACCCCCCCACCCAUGCAUGCUGACCCUUGGCCUCCUGCCUGACCCACUCAGGCUGACCUCUGACCCAUAACACUAACCCCCCCCUUUCCCUGACCUCCCAGCUGACCCCAGACCCCUUCUGCCCCCGCCAUGUUGACCCCACAGUCCCUGGGGUGAGGGUCCUGGGGGGCUGGGGGUCACUGCAUCCAUCCCUGUGUCCGUGCAGGGGGCUGGAGAGCCUGCAGGAGCUGGCCGGGACCUUCGCACUCUCGGGUCGCUCCAUCGGCGCCAUCCUGCUGCUCAUGUUCACCUGCCUCUUCAUCUUCUCCGUGCUGCUGCGUGACCUGUUCGCGCGCUCGGACCCCGAGCGCUUCGGGCACCUGCUGGACACUGUCUUCACCCUCUUCCAGCUCCUCACGCUGGACGACUGGAGCUUCAUCUACCGCGACAGCGCCCAGCAAGGUGCCUCCUACAUCAUCAUCUUCCUCAUGGCCUACAUCCUCAUCGAGUACUUCACCUUCCUCAACCUCGUCAUCGCCGUCCUGGUUGACAACUUCCAGAUGUCGCUGAUUCGGCGGCAGGAGCUGAAGAAGAGGACGCAGCGGCUGCAGCUCCAGGAGAGUGUCUCGGACCCGGGCCCCACAGGGAAGUUGCUUCCCCCCCCCUCGUCUGGGCGGGCAGAGCUGGGGGUUGGUGGCUGGGUCUCAGUCCCCUGCUGGGGUUAUGCCAGAGGUCCCAUGGGUGUCGUGGCCCCACAGUCCUGGACCCAGGCCUGGCUGAGGACGACAAGCGGCUGGCGCAGCUGGUGGAGCGGCUGGAGGGCAGCGAGAGGCAGAAGCAGCUGCUCCUGGGUCACCUCCGGCGCCUGGCCCAGGUCGAGCGGCUGCAGCAGGAGCUCCGGUCCCGGGCAGCCACGUCCGACCACAUCGUCGACACCUUCUUCGAGACGGCCGAGCAGGACUUCCUGCGCCACUGAAGGCCCCGGGUGCCAGGACGACCCGACAAUAAAGGGCUACAGAGGACUCCCUCCCGCCUGGCGACUGGGCUGUGCCUGGGGUCCGGCCGUCUGGGGGCAGCGGAGGUGA